Molecule: messenger RNA, 3067 nt
Organism: Seriola aureovittata
Lineage: Eukaryota; Metazoa; Chordata; Actinopteri; Carangiformes; Carangidae
Gene: fam120b
Product: family with sequence similarity 120B
Exons: 15
Coding region: 75-2333 (752 amino acids)
Cellular component (GO): nucleus
Source: RefSeq, a predicted model, not a curated record
AUAGGAAGUAAUUUGCAUUUCCACCUAGUCAACAUAACACAGUAAAUGCUGCCCAUACAUCAAGAUUUUAAAGGAUGGGUGUGAAAGGUCUUCAGUCCUUCAUGGACUACUGCUGUCCGGAAGUCUGUGUGACUGUGAACCUGAGAGACAUGGCCACGCAACAUGUUGCCAGAAGCACAACCACAGCAAACUGCACAGGUCCCACACUUGUUGUAGAUGGUAUGGCCUGUCUGCGUCACUGGUACUCAUGUAAGGACUGGGUGUGUGGGGGGCAGUGGAAGGAGUACAUGGGCGUCCUAAAGAACUGGGUGGAGGAAUUUACCUCGGCAGGCAUCAGACUGGUCUUCUUCUUUGAUGGAGUGGUGGAAGAGCAGAAGAGACAAGAGUGGGUGAAGAGGAGACGCAGAGUGAACGGGGAAAUUUCAAAAAUAUUUUGUCACGUGAAGGCACAUGGAGAGCAGCCUGGUAGAGAGCUCUUUUGUCUGCCUUCUGGUCUGGCAACAUUCACACCCUUUGCUCUCAGAUCAUUGGGUCAGGAAGUGUUUUGCUCAGUGAGAGAGGCUGACUAUGAGAUUGCCAGCUAUGCUCGUCGGCAUGGCAGCAUGGGCAUUCUGGGACAAGACUCAGACUUCAUCAUAUAUGACAGUGUCCCCUACUUGUCAGUGGCAAAGCUACAGAUAAACAGCCUCACCACUGUCCUGUAUGACCAACAGAGGUUCUGCCGAGCCACUGGAUUGGCUGUUUCCCAGCUACCAUUGCUGGCGUGUCUCCUAGGUAACGAUGUGGUGUCAGAGGAGCAGAUGCAACACAUCAGGAAUAAUGCCAUGGCAACAUACAGGAAAAACAAUCCAGCACCACACUCUGGUCCUCCUCGGGGACAGAUGGUCUUAGCUGUAUCCCAGCUUGUGAGCUCUUUGUGGGGCAGACAAGCAGAAGAUACCAAGCAUAUCCUUCAGUCUCUGAAUCUAUCAGCGCCUCACAGAGAGCUACUCAAAAGGGGGAUCUGCUCCUACUCACUACCUGGACAGGAAGCUCCUCAGCGAGGUGACAUCUCUGCACAUCUCCCCGACUCUGCCUUUGAGAAAUAUGUCAGUCCAGAAAUAUUAAAGGCAUGCAGAGAGAACCAUGUCGCAGCAGAGGGUUUCAUGGUUUACAGUGUUGUGUGUGAGGGAGUCAUUGAAUGUAGCAACACUUUGGAGGAUGAAGAGGAUGCUGAACUGCUGCCUCAGGCCCUUGUCUACAAACUCUGCAGACAGCACAUCUAUGGACUGCUGCUCGGGCGUGAUGGCAGCACUGUUGACACUCCAGCGAUUAGGGAAUGGUUUGUGUACCCUGGAAACCCUCUGAAGGAGCCUGACAUGGUCCAGCCUCUCCCCCUCAGCCUACCAUGUGAUCGUCCCAGUCUGAACUUGUUGUGGUUCGGCACUGGUCCUAAUGUUUCUGCCCUUCGUCUGACAUCCUUCCUUACAAUUUUUGACUGUCAGGAGUUGUCUGAGUUAUAUGGAGCUAUUGAAGCCUCUCUCCUGGUUGCCCUCUGCCUGGUCACUUACGUAGUCCUGCAGGUGCAGACUUUGUCUCAAGAGGACGUGGAUGCUUACCUGAGUCAGAGUGUCUGCCUGAGCAUAAAAUCCCCUCAGCAGCUUCAGCAGAUUAAGCUGCCUUUCCUCUCCAGUCGUGCGGUGCAGCUGGGAUCUCUCUAUGUCCGAGGACUGGGCCACCUGCUGGGUGCUAACUGCGCCAGUGGCUGCCCACUGCCCAAUGCUGCCUUCAUGCCUUGGCACAGCUUCGACGGACGGCUGUUUCACUCAAAGUACCUGCUGGCACAUAGUGGGACAGAGAAAACUGUGCUGUUGGACAACGAUCCGUCCUGCCUGUCCCUGUUUCUCCUCCUGAGAGAGAGACUCAUAGAAACCUGCAGGAAGAGAGGCAGAGUCCUGCAGUGCAGACCCAGACCCAACGCACAAGAGCAAAGUCAUAAAACCACACCAGGACCCGGGUACAGAGACAGACACACAGGUGGUGGUGAGGGCUGGAGGGAGAGAGGAGAGCUGACAGGAGGUCCUCGACAUGGAGGGGGAUGGAGGGAGAGAGGGGAGGAAAGAAGAGACUGUAUUGAAAAUGACAACAGAGAGAGACAGUGGGAGAGAGGAGGACACAGAGGAGGGAUGAGAGGAGGCCGAUAUUUCCAUCCUCAUUCUUAUCCUGACUGCCACAGUGGAGGCCACCAGGACAUGGGCCAUCCUCCACAACAGUCCAGAGGUCAAUCGUAUCGCAGCAGAGGGAGAUGCCGACUGGCUCCCAGAUGGUCUCAGCCUCCUGCACCAGGAACAUAACUCGACCCUGAACAGAGGGGAGGAGGAUUAGAGGGGAGGACUUGAGGAGUUAAGAGGAUGGGAAAGUCGUGAUGAAAGGAGAGAAGGAAUCAAAUUUCUCUGAACAAACUGAUUAGCGAAUUGCCCGUCAGGAAUGUUUGUCUAAAGGAUUCAGUAGGUAGAAAAAAAUGGGGAUCAAGAGGAGUCAGACUGAAGAGAUUGGGAAUACUUUUUGCCAAUUUGAAGUGAAAAAAAAACUGAAAAAAAAAAAAAAGAUAAUGUUGAUGUAUUUUGUAAGUCAAUCAUGAAUUAUCUCAGGGAAAUGCACCUGUCUUGCAUUGACAGAAAAUGAACAGCACAAAGGAGAAGUCAGCAAACAAACACAGAAAUGAGCCACUUCAAACAUGCACUGAGUGGAUUAAUGGUUAAUCCUCAGUCUUGUUUUUACCUCUUAUCUUUGACAAUAAAAGGGCAAAGAUCUUAAAAGCUGUGUGUAUCCAGUGCCAUAAUCCUGUGAAUGGUUUUAAGUAGAGAAGCAGUAAUGCUGGUAUCGAAUAUCUGCUGAAGUAGGACAUCUAAGAUUACUAAAGAAAAGUGAGAAGUGAAAAACAGUGUCUGAAUACUAGUGGAGAAAGAGGGCUAUAUUUUUAACUCUUGUACUGUGAAUUUCUUCAUAAUGACAACGACUCUACACUAAGCUUGUACCUAGAAGCUUCAAGUUUUUGGUGCCAUUAUUAAAUUACUUUCAAAUGUAA